Molecule: messenger RNA, 642 nt
Organism: Cydia pomonella (codling moth)
Lineage: Eukaryota; Metazoa; Arthropoda; Insecta; Lepidoptera; Tortricidae
Product: ARL14 effector protein
Exons: 3
Coding region: 128-433 (101 amino acids)
Cellular component (GO): intracellular membrane-bounded organelle
Source: RefSeq, a predicted model, not a curated record
UUGCGUCAGCCCGAGAAGAGUGAGAAGCUUAGUCGUGGAUUCCGCUAAUUAACAACAAAAACCAUUUGUUUAAUUUAAUUACUAUCUGUAAACAGCAAACAUUAGUGCUACUAAGAGAACCGGAAAAAUGCACUUUCUAUACAACUUUGAUCCUGUAACAUCUGAGCGUGAACGUCGUAAGCUGAACCGCAAAAACUAUUUUGGAAAUCGCAAAAGUAAAUCAAUAUACAACGAACAUGGUGAAAUAGCAGCCACAGGUAAAGAUGUAUGUGAUUGCUUGGACGAAAAGUGCCCUGGAUGCCACUUCCCAUGUCCGAAAUGCAGUUCUUGUAAAUGUGGCCACGAAUGCAGGAUAAAUAGAAAAUGGAUGUAUGACAGGAUUGAGAUAGAGGGCAAUGAUGCCAUUAUUAAAAAUGAAUACAAACACAAGUAAAUUUCGGAAUUGAAAAAUUUGUAGUAUUUCUGAGAAGUUUUUAUCAAUGAACAAUGUGGUGUGAGGUUCUAAUUCAUUUCAGUUAGAAGGGUUUUGGGAAUACAGAAUGAUAAUAUGUACAAGAAAAUUUGCAAUCUUCUGGCUAGGUAUGCAAGACUGUAAGUGUAAGUAUUAAAUAUAAAAAAAUAAAUUCAUUAAAACAAAAACAA